This is a messenger RNA of Gadus macrocephalus (Pacific cod), 4175 nucleotides long. RefSeq names its product inositol polyphosphate-1-phosphatase (gene inpp1). Lineage: Eukaryota; Metazoa; Chordata; Actinopteri; Gadiformes; Gadidae. Gene Ontology annotation, molecular function: inositol-1,4-bisphosphate 1-phosphatase activity. Gene Ontology annotation, biological process: phosphatidylinositol phosphate biosynthetic process. The coding region runs from base 279 to 1403 and encodes 374 amino acids. The record is from RefSeq and is a predicted model, not a curated record. The transcript has 6 exons.
AUAUCAACCUCCAAAACACUGCCCGCCCCUAUGUGACGUCAUGAGACGUGUGCAGCCGCGAUCAGGAAAUACAACUUGAAGUAGCCCGGCGACUGUUAUUAUUUGAGCGGUUAUAGACGUCUGUAACCUGUUAAUAUCUGCUUGUCACUCCGUUGUCGUGACUGCGGGUUGGAAUCAGGGGGGGAAAGCUUACUGGAAUUAAAAGAUUCCAAUACGAUCAUUUGCAGUCCGACAAGGAAACGAUCAGCAGUAAGUUAACCUAUAUUCUCGAGUAAGGAAUGGCUGCUCUACUAAAAGUGCUGCUUCGCGUAGCAGAGAAAGCAGCCAAUGUGGCGCGGGUCUGCAGACAAGAAGCGCCGCUCUUUGAGCUUCUGGUGCAAGAGAAGACUGGAGAUGAUAAAAACAAGAAGUUUGUCCAGGACUUUAAGACACUUGCUGACGUGGUGAUACAGGAGAUGAUCCGACAUUAUGUCGGUGCAGAGUUCCCUGAAAUGGGCGGUUUCAUCCAAGGCGAAGAAUCCAACAAGUUUGAAAACGGUCUUGGAGAGAGUGUGGUGGUGACGGUGUGUGCGUCGGAGACGGAGACGGCGGCGCUGUUGGAGGCCGUGCUGGACGGUGACUCGACGGCAGCGGCCCUGCUGGCCAAGGCCAUCCACCAGGACCCGGCCGCCGUGGACACAAACACUGGAGACCUCAGCAUACCGCACAGUCCCUCCGAGCUCGGAAUCUGGAUCGACCCCAUAGACGCCACCAGCCAGUACAUUGAGGGUCGUGAGAUGGUAUUGGAAGAGGGACACCUGUCUCCCUCAGGUCUCCACUGUGCCCUGGUCCUGAUCGGGGUUUACCUGCGUAGCACUGGGGAGCCAAUCAUGGGGGUCAUCAACCAGCCUUUCAACUACAAAGAUCCUUCGGGGCGCUGGCAAGGAAAGCAUUUCUGGGGCGUGUCCUGCGAAGGUGUGCGCGCGUGUUCCGUAUCCCUCCCUGAGAGUCCAGCCGAGGGCACAGGCCUGCGGGCGGUGCUGAGCUCCAGCGAGAAGCCCGCGGUGAAGAAGGCGCUGGCCUCGCUGUGCGGGCCGGACAACGUGACCUACGCCUCCGGGGCCGGCUACAAGAUCCUGUGUGUGAUCCUGGGCCUGGCCGACCUCUAUGUCCUGUCCGAGGGGAGCACCUUCAAGUGGGACUCGUGCGCCCCUCACGCCCUGCUGCGGGCGCUGGGCGGGGGCAUCGUGGACUACACAGAGAGCCUGGGGACCCCGGAGCCCCGAGGGGCCCAGCUCACCUACCACCAGCCCCGCACCCAGAACAAGGGAGCGGACUGCUGGGCCAACCAGGGAGGCCUGGUGGCCUACCUGGACUGCAAGGCACUCGGCACGGCCAUCGAGGCGCUCAACCUCAAGCCGUAGGGGCGGAGCCUGUGGAUGUAGCACGAGCCAAAGCACUGUAGCUGUCGCUUAGAUGAUAUCCAUAUGCGUUUUCUAUUUCUAGGGAAGGAAAGUUAGGGGAAUGGCUUGGUGUAGGUUUAUUUUAAGCAAAUAUUCUAUAUUAUUUAAUACAGAACCAGAUAUGCUUAUGUUAAUAUGAAUGGCGGUUGAACUAUGUGAUACAGUAUUUGGGUUAUCUUCGGCCAUCUUUGCAGUUUUUAAUAUAUAUUAUAUAUAUAUCAUCAUUUGUUUUUCAUCUCUCUGUUAUGACUAUUUAAUAUACGUUAAAUGUUAGUGAUACAUGAUAUAUCUUCCAACUCCUAAAAAUGUAGGCAUCAUGUAUCCAUCCCCUGAUGGCUGUAAUUGCAGAUGCAGCUGAGAAUUCAGGUGCUGACCUCCACUUAGAAGAGAAGGGAGUGUUUCCAGCACAGGUUCAGCGGAACGGCCACAUCCUAGCCUACAUUUCGUUGUUAACUUCACUCUCCACUGAUUUGAAUACCAAUAUAAUGGUAUGGGCUGACAGCUCAGAAAAGAGAUCUCAUCAGCCCUCAGUGGAGAGGCUAAUUAUCGGUCACCAAAGGUUAAUCUAUAUUUUCUAACUGCCAGGUGUUUUGGUUAGCAAUCUCGCAAUAAUCUACAAGUUAUAAAUAGAUUUUGUUUUCAUUUCAACCUACAAAAAAAACCUCACAUGUUUUCCCUGCCAAGGUGACCUCAAUAUCAGCCAGUGUCUGGUUAAGGCUGUGGCUGUCUGAAAACACUCCUUUUAAGGAGAAAAGGAGGUGACCUGGUCUGUGUCUGUGGCCGUAGCCCCACUGCUUAAUGAAGGUCCGACGACGGGAGAGCCGCACCAGGCCAAACUAUGACUUGUUCAAUAAUAACAAGCAGAUUUCCUCAAAGCGGACCUAUGCAAGCGUAUCAGUUCCUUUGAAGGAGAUGCAGUUCAUUUUUGCUAUUUCUAUGUCAUGAUUGCUAUUGCAUUUGUUUUAUAUUGAUGUCAAUUGUUUAGUAUGGCAAUUAUACAUUGUGUGCUCAGAAUUAAAGAGCUAAAAAAUAUCAAACUUUAAACCGAUAGAUCACAAAAAACAGCAGGGGUUUAAUGGCAAAUUACGUUUAUUUUAAAAACCGGAGAACGUGAAAGAAAUCAAAUGUAAUUCCAGCAAAAGACGACCCAAACCGUCUUCCCUAACCAAAGUGGUCGGUGUGUUAUAAAGGCCUGCACACCACUUCCUGUUGAUUGUCAGAUUUUUGCAUUUAUUUUUUGCAUAUUGUUUUAAUUUAGGGAAAACCAAGCUGUGGGUACCGAUUGGGUUAACCACAUCCAAUGCACUCCAGUGACCUAGCCCCUUUUUAUGUGCAUGUUUAAAGUCUAGGAAUAUUUCUCAGUAAAACUUCUGAAUCUACAAAUCAGUUAUGUAUGUGUAUGUGUUAUAACUUUUACAUACACAUUCACCCCAUUUUAUUCUGUGUCUGGCCUUGGAUAUACCCUAUAUAUUUGUUUUACUUCAACCAUAAUAAUCUUAAUGUACAAAUACGAAAUAUCUGUGGAAGCCAUGUUGAAUAGUCCAGUCCAAGAAGACUUUGAAGGUCCUGACAAUUCCAUACCUGGAGAAGCAGCAGACAAAUGUAACUUAUUCCAGCUGUUAAGAAACAAAACACCAAAAUUAAACCAGCUCCUAUGUAAAGGAGGAAAAAAUAAAUAAAGCAUUAAGAGGCUAUUGAGUACUUUUCAGUCAAACCCAGACAUAAUUUUUUGGGUGGCCUAAAAAUAAUUUGGAAAAUAAAACAUUCCCACCAUGCGUUGUCCAACUUCAAAAUUAGAAGUUAUUGAUAAGUGUCUAACUUAUUCAUUAAACCAAGUUAAUCAUGUUUAGAGAAAAUAUCCUGUAGAAAAAAAGUGGGGUUUCCUUCAACACAGAAUUUCAUUAAGAGUUAAAUUGCUUUUCUUUUUCAGGCCAAAUCCCAAACUUAACUAGCUCACUAUCUUAAUCUGAUUGAAAUUGCAAUUUAGUUUUAGUAUUGUAACACAUUUCACACAGUGAGGUAAUGAUAUGCAGAUAUUAAUUCCUUGACCAAAAACUAAAUUUGAUGGCACUACAAAGAAGUCUACAUACCGAGUCAUUGCCAAUCAUCAAUUUAGACAGUUUUUGCAACCAAUAGGCCUACAGUAGGCCUACAGUUACAGCCUCAGACUAACUGAAACUGACCUUACCGAAAUUGGGUUCAAAUAGGCAAGCAAGUGACAAUUGCCCACACACACAAUUACAACCUAGUGAAUCAUCUGCAGCAUGGGCAGGGAAUAAAACACAACCGUUAAAGAAUGCUGUCGGCAUAAUUCGGUUUUCCAUUGUCCCCCAAUAAACAAUCUACAAUGACAAUGUAAUUUCUAUCUUGGGAAGUGCCAGACAGAUGCUUCAACUGUUACCUUGGUUUAAUCGGUUAUCAAAAACACAUGAAAACAAAGCAAUUGUGUUGCUUUAGUCAGCAGAAUGUAUCUCUAAAGUGUAACGGGAUCCCUCACUUUCUUAAUUUCCUGACAACAAUGCGAAUAUCUGACCCUCACAGGAGUGCAUUACACAGGGGGCCAAUGCAGAGUCCAUAGCUGCCCUGGCGCUGCUCGCUCCACAGACUAGCUGAGAGCAGGCCAACAUCAUUCCUUUAGUUGUUUACCUUUCAAUAAGAGAACAAAGGAAAAAGGAAUGCUGCUGGCCUGCCGUUUGAAUGUUCCACAUCAGAGGCAGACAUGGGCUUGCAUUU